AUGGACCAGUUCCACGACGGUCACCACGUGAGGCUGCGGAGCCGCGUGCAGCGCACCUACCUCCACGCAGCCGACGACGGGGUGGGCGUCACGCUCCACGAGCGCCGCGCCUCCAUGAACGCGGCGUGGGCGGUGCACAUCUACGACGGCGACGACGGCCUGUACCUGCUCCUCCACAGCGCCGCCUACGGCCGCUACCUCGCCGCCACGGCCACGCCGGCGAGGUUCGGGCACCGCGGCCUCCGCGCGGAGCUGCGCGACUACGACCAGCCUCAGGUGGAGGCCAUCAUGUGGCGGGCCGUCGGGUCGGGCUUCGGGGACGACCUCGUCCUGCUCCGCAACGUCAGCGGCCCCUACCUCCGCGCCAACGGCAGGUACCUCCGCUGGAACACCGGCGUCAGCGUCGACUACAGAGCCAGCUCCAUGAUGUACUGGAUCGUCGAGCCCAUCACCGCCAGAGAGGACAUGCCUGCCCUUCCUGCCCCGCCUCCGAAUCCCCCAUACAUAUACCUCCCCCUCACGUUCAUGUAUCUGGACCUGGAGCCGGAACGGCUGAUCCGGUUCGUGCGGGCGCUCGACGACGGGCACUACCCCGAGGACGAAGGCUGGAGCCAGUUCUGGUUCAGGGGGAGCUCCGCGUUCCGCCUGAGGGACGACCUGGGGUUCCUCGUCGCCGCCGGCGUGUACUACCGGAACAUAGCCAUGUGCGUCCGAGCGGGCCGCUACGGGAGGCUGACCCCGCUCGUCGUCGACCUGCCAGACGGUGGCGAGACCCUCGAAAUCGUCGUCCUCAUGGCUAACACCCCUGCCUACAAUGAGCUGCGACACCCGGAUGUCGAUGCGGAGUAG
Messenger RNA from Hordeum vulgare subsp. vulgare (domesticated barley), 849 nucleotides. RefSeq lists its product as uncharacterized. The record is from RefSeq and is a predicted model, not a curated record. The transcript is spliced from 3 exons. Bases 1 to 849 code for a protein of 282 amino acids. Lineage: Eukaryota; Viridiplantae; Streptophyta; Magnoliopsida; Poales; Poaceae.